AUGCCCUCCCGGCCCACCGACGGCGCCUCCCCGGCGCGGGGCAGCCCGGCCCGCCGUGAGCCCGCGGCCGAGCCCAGGGACCAGCCGCUCACGGUGGCGCUUCGAAUCCGCCCACUCAAUGACACGGAGCUGGAGGAAGGAGCCACCGUCAUCGCCCGCAAGGUGGGGGAACAGAUGGUGGUGCUCAUGGACCCCAGCGAGGACCCCGAGGACACGCUGCGCACCCAUCGGUCCCGCGAGAAGACCUUCAUCUUCGACACCGUCUUCGACCAGCAAGCCUCCCAGGAAGACGUGUAUCGUGCCACCACCCAGCACCUGGUGGAAGGCGUCAUUUCUGGAUACAAUGCGACGGUGUUCGCCUAUGGCCCCUCAGGCGCCGGGAAGACGCACACAAUGCUGGGCAUGGACACCGAGCCCGGCAUCUACCUGCAGACCCUCACCGACCUCUUCCAGGCCAUCGAGGAGAACAGCGUCAACAUGGACUACCGCGUGUCCAUGUCCUACCUCGAGAUUUAUAACGAGGUGAUCCGGGACCUCCUGAACCCGGCCUCGGGGUUUCUGGACCUGAGGGAAGAUUCUAGAGGCAGCAUCCAGAUCGCAGGCAUCACGGAGGCCUCCACCUCGAACGCCCAGGAGAUCAUGCAGCUCCUCACCAAAGGCAACCGGCAGCGCACACAGGAGCCCACGGCCGCCAACAAGACGUCGUCCCGCUCCCACGCGGUGCUCCAGGUCACUGUGCGCCAGUGGGGCCGCGGCUCGGACCUGGCGGAGGAAGUGCGCGUCGGGAGGCUCUUCAUGGUGGACCUGGCCGGCUCGGAGAGGGCGUCCCAGACCCAGAACCGAGGCAAGAGGAUGAAGGAGGGGGCGCACAUCAACCGCUCCCUGCUGGCGCUGGGCAACUGCAUCAACGCCCUCAGCGAGAAGGGUGGCAGCCGCGCGCAGUACGUCAACUUCCGGGACAGCAAGCUCACGCGCCUGCUCAAGGACGCACUGGGGGGGAACAGCCGGACGGUGAUGAUUGCGCACAUCAGCCCGGCCAGCACGUCCUUCGAGGAGUCGCGCACCACUCUGACCUACGCCUACCGGGCCAAGAACAUCAAGACGCGGGUCAAGCGCAACCUGCUGAGCGUGUCCUUCCACAUCGCGCAGUACACAGACGUCAUCUCCGACCUGCGCAGGGAGAUCGAGCACCUCAAAGCGAAGAUCGAGAAGCAGGAGAAGGAGAAGCCAAGUGAGCCCAGGGUCCAGGAUGCCCCAGUCACAGCUCUUUCCCAUGACGGGGAGGAGGACAGCCGCCUGCAGAUGAACAAGAUCCGUGCGCAGCUCAUCGGAGCCUUCAAGGAGCAAAUGGAGAUGCGGCACAGCCUGGUGGAGCUCGAGAACACCAACAUUGAGCUGCACAUCGACACGUCCCGCCACCUGCUGACUAUUGCAGACUGGGAGCGCGAGAGGACCCAGCAGCAGGCCCGGCAGGAGGGCAGCGAGGCCGAGGAGGGGCCGGCGGAGGCGGACGCCGAGGGACAGGAGCCGCCCGAGGUGGCACUGGCCAGGGAGGAGCUGAACACGCUGCUGGCGGAGCAGCGGAAAGCUGCCACCCUGAAGGCGGGGCUGGAGCAGCGUCUGGCCGAGGCCAAGCGGAAGGCCUCGCAGAUGGAGGGGCUGCUGCCCGGGCAGGCAGUCAGCGAGGACCAGCGGGAGGUGCUGCGGCUGCUGUGCCGGGCCCACGAGCUGGAGGUGGGGAGCACGGAGCUGCGGGCCGACAACCUGUACCGGAAGAACCUGCUGUGCCAGAAGGACUUCGUGAUCCGGCGCUACCAGCAGCACCGGCUGCUCUGCGAGCAGAUCAUCCAGGAGCAGCAGCAGCUGAUUCGGGACGCUGGGAUCCCGGUGCCGGAGCCUCUGGACAGGCGCUACCGCCUGUACUCCCGGGAGCUGGGCGAGGGCUCGCUGCACCGCCUGCUGCUGCUGCACGCGCUGAUGUGCGGCCCCCUCCGGGACGGCUCUGUUCCGAGCACACCGCCGCUGCCAGGGGACCCCAGCCUUGACCAGCCGGACGACAGGAAGGCCCUGCCCUGGGGCGCUCAGUUCGAGCUGCCCCCGGUGCUCCUGGAGACGGACAGUGACGGCUAUGGAUCCUUGAAGGCCACUCCAUCUAAAACACCGGGGAAGCAGGACUCUCUCCUGCCCCCGUCAUCCUUCCGCAUCCUGCUGACCCCCCCGAUGCACGAGAAACGCAGCUCUGCGAGCACGAAGAGCCUGGUGUCCAAGCUGUGCUCGCCGGGCAGCCUGCACCCUGGCACCCCCAGGCCGGCCCUGAGCCCCCAGGCCCUAAAGGAGAUGGCACUGAGCACCCGCAGCAUCGCGCUCCUCGCCGCCUCCCGGCGCUCCCGGCACCCACCGGGUGAGGGGGCCCCCGACGCUGAGAGGACAGCCCAGAGGACGCGGGUGCCCUCCCUGCCCGGGGCCACGCAACCGGUGACGGAGAAACUUCAGUCCCCCUCAGUGGAGCAUUUGGCCGAGAGCCAGCUGCCCCCGACUCUCCUCCUUCAGCCUUCAAAGUCAGGAAAGAGCUUUUUCCCCGCCGUCCCCGCAGCCUCCAAGAUAAAACCCAGCCUCGGUCUCCAUGCAGAUGACAACCGGCUCCACGUGCCCGAGGUUGGCGUCACCUUCCCCAGAGCCAUGUGGCCGGGCAGCGCAGGCCCGGGCAGGGGGCCCCUCCUGCCCCGCGACAUCCGAGGGUCGACAGACAGUGGAGGCCGACGGCACAGCCCACUGCCCCCCAGCACACCCUGCAAGCAACAGGGAGGCAGUGCCAAGAGGCCGCGGAGGCCAAGAUAAAGACGGCAGUAAGCUGGAGGACGGCCGAAGGGCUGGUCCUGGGCAUGGGGGUCUUGGCCCUGAAGCUGGAUUUGAGCCAUGGGGUCCCUGCCCGGGACUCUCCAGAGAGAGGCCCUGCCCAAGCCCAGUAACAGCGGCUUAAAUGCAAGAGAGGGCCGAAUUUCCUCUCAUGUCAUGAAAAGUCUGGAGGUGACGUUAUGUAAGUCACCUCAUGAAGUUAUCGGAGACCAGGCGCCCCUGGAUUUCAGCCUCGCUUUCCUGAGGCUGAGGCCUUUGUCCUCAAGGUCACAAAGUAGUUGCGAGAGUUACAACCAUCACAUCUGCAUCCCAGGCAGGGAGGAGGAAGCCCCACCUAACAACCCUGAGCCUCUCCAGAGGGGCCCCCUAUCCUGACCUCUGUCCCCCCAGACUGGUUUUCUCUCUUGUUUGCCUUCAUGUAAACGGACUCACACAGUGUACUCUUUUUUAACAUCUUGUCUGCACAAGUCUCCGCAGGAUGGUGUAGUUGAUUAUCAGUUGUUGUUCUCAUCGCUAUGUAGCAUGGCAUUGAUGAAAAUACUGCAAUUUGUUUAUCCAGUGUCUUGUUGAUGGACAUUUGGGUUGUUUCCAAUUUGAAAU
Messenger RNA from Choloepus didactylus (southern two-toed sloth), 3456 nucleotides. RefSeq names its product kinesin-like protein KIF19. The record is from RefSeq and is a predicted model, not a curated record. Gene Ontology annotation, biological process: microtubule-based movement. Lineage: Eukaryota; Metazoa; Chordata; Mammalia; Pilosa; Megalonychidae. Gene Ontology annotation, molecular function: microtubule motor activity; ATP binding; microtubule binding. Bases 1 to 2838 code for a protein of 945 amino acids. The transcript is spliced from 20 exons.